AUACAAGCGGAGAAGUUUCUCAUGAGACUUAACUCUUCGGUCCGUGCACUUUUCAGAUCCUCUACGUACCCUGCACUGAAAACAUGGAGCACCUGAAAAACUCCACAGCAUCACCCAAACCCCUCUUCCUGCACACACAGAGCACCGCGGAGUCCCAGGCGGACAAAAGCGGUGACAACGCGUACCUGUACAUACUAAUAGUCAUGUGUUUCUAUGGAGUCUUCCUCUGUGGUAUAAUGCUGGGCUACUUCCGCUCCAAAAGGAGAGAGAAGAGGAGGAUCAACAUCUUCACGCGCCUGGUGCACGAGGAGGAGCAGCGGGAGUGGGGAGCGCUGCCCAAGAAGCACAGCCUCACCUUUCCCGCCGCUGUGUCGGGCCUGCACUCGGUGCAGGUGUCCCUUCCGUUCUGCGGUAACCACGGCAACCACUUUGGACAUCUCCAAUACGAGGGCGCGCUGCCCUCUCCGCUGGCCUGCGCGCUUUGCACGGAGCAGAGCAGCAUCAGCUCCCUGUGUUCCUCCGCGGACACGCGCUUCGCCAUAGAGGAGGAGUCGGACAGCGGCACGGCGGAGGAACCGGAGGAGAGCACGAAGGCAGGACACGAGAACAGCGGAGAUGACUCCGGCUGAGCUCCUCCCAGAAAAAAAGAGGAGAAACAUCACCUGGAGGGAAGACCAGAAGGUCCUCAGUCUGCAUGUCACUGAGGCCCAAACAGCCCAACCACCAGCAGCAAUGCUUCAAGCGUCUAUUUCCCUUAAAAAACCUCCCAGAACCAAAAUCAUCCAUGAUAUGGUAUCCAUGAAAGGGCUGGGAGAAGUCAGGAUGUGAUUAGACCUUAGUCAGUAGAUAGCUGACAGUGUAGAGGGGGCUUGGCCCACAGUAGUUUUUGUUUGCUGUGUUUUGAACUGAUUUUAUUCAUUUUUGCACAAUCUCUGCUCUCCAUAUUAACCACAUUUUGACUCAGCGCCUCACCAUACCCACACAUAACAGAGAGAGUGAAACACGUGACCGGAUGGUCAUUUAUAUGUCGUGUGUUGGGAUAACCUAUAAAGAGUGACGUGAUCAUUCUGAUCAAUUUGAUACAGCUUUAUCUAUUCUUGCAGUGGUAGUUGAAUGCAGCAGCUCCACACCCCGGUCAAUACACACACAUGUUGGA
Messenger RNA from Chelmon rostratus (copperband butterflyfish), 1156 nucleotides. It is a transcript of the gene kcne4, whose product is annotated as potassium voltage-gated channel, Isk-related family, member 4. Bases 84 to 629 code for a protein of 181 amino acids. The transcript has 2 exons. Gene Ontology annotation, molecular function: potassium channel regulator activity; voltage-gated potassium channel activity involved in ventricular cardiac muscle cell action potential repolarization; transmembrane transporter binding. Gene Ontology annotation, biological process: regulation of ventricular cardiac muscle cell membrane repolarization; regulation of heart rate by cardiac conduction; negative regulation of delayed rectifier potassium channel activity. The record is from RefSeq and is a predicted model, not a curated record. Lineage: Eukaryota; Metazoa; Chordata; Actinopteri; Chaetodontiformes; Chaetodontidae. Gene Ontology annotation, cellular component: membrane.